Messenger RNA from Blepharisma stoltei, 1703 nucleotides. The record is from the annotation of a GenBank genome assembly. NCBI's taxonomy places the organism in Eukaryota, Ciliophora, Heterotrichea, Heterotrichida, Blepharismidae.
AUGGAUCAGUCUUUCAAGCCGCUUCACGUAUCAUCUGAAGGAGUUGGGCUAAAAUUUCGAAGGUAAUAUCCACCUAGUUCUAAAAAACACUUUAUUUGAAAAUUCGAAUUAGAUUUAGAAGAGCACACCGUUGAGCUCGAGUGCUCAUUUUUGACAAAUAAGCGAAGAGUUACCUUUGAUAGGACUCUGCUAUUUACUGGCAUGAAACCAAUAGGAGGAGUAUUCCAAUACAGGUUUUUCCACAACAAGCAUGUAAUUACUAUUGAUAAUCCUCGGACAGACGCCGAUCUCCUUGUAGACAGUCUUUCAUUUAAUUUCUUAUACCAGCAAAGAAUAUGAAAUAGAUCUUAUCCUAAUCCAGGUUUUAAAAAAGAAAACUCACAAGGAGAAUACCCAAAAGAAACAUUUGGUAAGCCUGUAGAGGAUAGUAAAGCACAAAAUAGCCAAGUUUCUGACGUGGUUGAAGGUAAAAAUGUGAAAAAAGAACUAGGGAGCGAUUUUCUGGAAUUAGAUGCAAACGACCUGAGUAAUAAUUUUUUUACUGCUGGCAAUGGGAUUAGUGUAAAUUCCAAACAAAAUUUACAAGAAAAUAUACCUAUUCGUUUAACCAAAUAUUUGAUUGAUUAGAGAUGCAAAACGAAAUAUUAUGGGGGAAAUAAAUGAUAAUGGUAUACCGAGAAAAGAAGCACAGGGGAUAAUAAACUUACAGCUUUGUUUGAAAAUAAAGCAAAAACAUCAAAUUUUGAAAUAUCAGAUAAACUUCCUAGCCACACUCCUGUAUUCGCAAACAAAAGCCUCGCUAUGAAAUUGCCACAAAAUGGAAGCAGAGGGCCAUACAUUAAAAUGGCAUGGCGAACCCAAUCAACCCUCUUAACUUCUGUAGCUUUCGUCUCACAGGGAGUGCAGGGGCCUUGAGGCAGAAGGGAAGGCGUUCGGGAAUGUCUGUCCAGCCGUUUUUUUUUGGGGUAAUGUCGGGUUGAUCGACCGCAUGCUUUACUCCAAUGCCAAGUAAGUGCCUCAAUUGGAAAUGGGUCCGAGAGUUGGAAAGGGCGUCCUGGUCAAUUGAGACUAUUCCGAGGAGUUACCCCUGUGCUUGGAUUUCCAUUUUGGCCGAGAUUCGACCAGAAAAUUCAACCCUUUUGAAUUUUCCAGGUGGGCAACUCUGUUGGCAUACAGCAUGGCGACGCGACUUACCCAACUGCCGGAUAGCGAGUGCAGACCCUCAUCUGGCAGUAGCAACCAUCGAGAUGCUGUGAAACGCGAAUUAGCGAGCAAGAGGGGAAGCAUUUUGGGUGGUGAUAGUCUUUGUAGAAUAACAGCAGGCUUUUCUAUAAGAAUUUAUAAUUUAAUAGGGAAGCAGAGGUCCAAAUUCUCAAUCCCCUCCUCCAAUAACACAUAAGUACAGUCAAAGUCAAGAUUUACUAACAGACUUUGGGUUUUCAAGCCAAAUUCAAAGCUCUCCUCAUCAGCAAUUGAUAGAAACCCCUCAUCCUUUAGAAAAUGUAUUCUCCACCAGUCAACAAGAUAGUUCUAUAAAUCCUUCUUUAAUGGGCGUAAAUCUAAAUCCUCAAAUGGACAUCUUUUCAUCGCCUCAGACUUUUGAUUCUAUGAAUCACUCUCACCCUAAUGAUUGGCUUAAUAUUGAUAUGCAAACUCAUAUAAGAAAUGAAGAAAAAUCUGUGUUUGAAGACAUAUUUUCUUAA